Molecule: messenger RNA, 2424 nt
Organism: Neurospora crassa OR74A
Lineage: Eukaryota; Fungi; Ascomycota; Sordariomycetes; Sordariales; Sordariaceae
Product: heterokaryon incompatibility protein 6
Exons: 1
Coding region: 199-2424 (741 amino acids)
Source: RefSeq, a predicted model, not a curated record
CGUUGUCGUCAACUUCCCUCGAACAACAACACCUACUCCGUCAAAGUUCUCACCACCUCAAAGCCUCCAAUUUCUCAGCUUGUUGUUGUUCCCAACCAUAUGCCUUGCGAUUAAUAUUCGACAUCUCAUCGAAUAUACUUACACAUGGCACCACCGCCUAUGCCCAUGCCCUAUUAAAUCAAAAGAAGAAAAAUCAACAUGGCAACAAUCGAAGAAGGUCAAUUUAGCUAUAACUCGGUGCCUCUUCCAGACGCCAGCACACACGUCCGUCUACUGGAGAUUUGCCCGGCCUCUGAUAAUGAAGAUGGGCUCUACUGCAAGUUAUACGCCGCGCCCAUUGCAGACUUGCCAAGCUACAGCGCUGUAUCAUAUGCAUGGGGCGAUAACACCAAAACCCACAGCAUCUGGAUUGUGAACUACGACCGGGCACCAACAUCGACGGAGGAAGGCUUGGACAAAGAGAAUGGCCACACAUGUCUUCUUCCCAUCACAUCUUCACUGGAUACCUGUCUGCGUCAAUUCCGUACGUACAAGGAACUCCGCUUGACGCCUCUUUGGAUCGACCAAGUCUGUAUCAAUCAAGACGAUGACGAAGAAAAGUCGUGUCAGAUUCAGCUUAUGAAGCAGAUCUACUCAUCUGCAAAGGAGGUGUACGUUUGGCUCGGCCUGGAUGCUGAUGGCUCUGACGAGGUGUUCCAAGCCUUCCGCCAGGUUGGCGAGUGCAUGUGGGACUCUGACCUUUUCGGCAAGUACCGGGCUACAAAAUGGUUUCCUGCCCCUCGCGCCAUCUUUUAUAACAGAAUAGACACCCCUGAGGUCCAGGAAUUGCUUCAGAAAGUCGUACCGAUAGUUGUCCCACUGUUGCGGGAGAAGAAGUUCCUGGCUUGGUACAAGAGGAACUGGUUUUCACGGAUAUGGACCAUCCAAGAGUUUUGUCUCAAUCAGUACACCUUCUUUGUGUGUGGUGACAGAGCGGUCCUUGAUGAGGUUGUGCUCCUGGUAUGGGAAGUAUUCCUCAUUCUUCCCGACUUCCACCACGACACAAGAUUCCGGAACGCCUUCAAAGACCAUCCCGAGAUCCUUUCGUUAGUGGAUUCGGUACCAGCAACCCUACUCCCACCCCCGAUGCAGCAUCUGUUUGAAACAAAAGGGUCGUUGAAGCGUGGGAAAUGCACCUCCUUACGAGAACUACUCGUACAGGUGUCAACGCGGCUUGAUCUCGGCGACCACCGCGUCGAUAUUCUCUCUUCAAAAUAUCGGGACAGAGUUUAUGGGCUGCUUGGUCUAGCGGCCGAUGCCGAAGAGCUUGACAUUCGGCCGGAUUACAGCAAGUCCACCACCACCGCCGAGGUACUCACACAGACAGCGCGGAGUAUCAUCAAGACGGAAGGCACCGUUUCCAUUCUCCGUUUUUCACAAUUUCCAAAACACAACGUCGAGGAUCCUGACGAAGUCGGCUACUGCCUACCCGAGCAACUUCCGUCAUGGGUCCCAGACUGGGCGAACGGAACACAAUACAGCUACCAGUUCCUCGACAACGUAUUCUCAGCCUGUGGCAGAUUUUCAUCAACAGCCGACCUCAUCCCCACCUCCUCUCCGUCCAUUCUCGGCCUCUGGGGCCUGGUAGUCGACAAGAUCGAGGCCGUGGGCUUGCCAUGGCGUGCAGACUGGGGUCUGAAAGCCUACCACCGCUACAUCCUCCAGUACUUUGCCAUUGUCAAAGACAUGAAGCGUCGCUCAGCAGAAAAGAAUUCUUUUUCUAGCGACGAUGAUGACGACAUAUUAUACCCCAGCCCCUCAAGACGCAAUCAAGCAUUAUGGCGCCUGGCACUCGGCGACUGCUACGUGAACGGCCCGCAAAAACGAGGAAGGGCAACGGCCGAUGACGUUGUCCCAGUUUUUAUGAAGUUAAUCGACCACUGCAACUUUUGCUGUUCCGUGGACGAGAAACUACAACAGCAGCAGCAGCAAAGCAAAACCGGUAGCGGCAACAACAACAACAACAACAACAACAACGACAAUAACAACAACGUCGUACCAUCACCCCCCGAACUCGACCAGGAAACCCUCGAUUUCAUGGUCGAUCGCUGGGACGAGCUCCAGUCCAAAGGAUCAUACCUGAAUAACAUGAUGCACAUGGACGGAAAACGUCCGUAUCUCACUGCUCAGAAGGGGUACCUGGGCAUGGCGCCCAAGCACGCGCAGCCCGGUGAUGUGGUGGUCCUGCUGUGUGGGGAUACCAUACCGUAUGUGCUCAGACCAACAGGACAUGAAGAGGACGGCGGCGACGACGACGAUCAUAACAGUACAUCUAGUAGUAGUAACACGUACACUUUUGUGGGCGAGGCUUAUUGUGAUGGGAUCAUGGAUGGGGAGUUGGAGGGCAGGUUGGAGAGGGAGAGGCACGAGUUUUUCCUUGUAUGA